This is a messenger RNA of Exophiala mesophila, 1945 nucleotides long. RefSeq lists its product as uncharacterized. The record is from RefSeq and is a predicted model, not a curated record. The transcript has a single exon. Bases 118 to 1935 code for a protein of 605 amino acids. Lineage: Eukaryota; Fungi; Ascomycota; Eurotiomycetes; Chaetothyriales; Herpotrichiellaceae.
UGGGGCAUUAUCUGCAAGACUGGCUGACCAAGCAAACAUGUAGGCCGGCCCCUCUCACCACUGUAUCUAUCAACGGUGUUGUGUCUCGUCAAGUCAACACGGUACGAAAACUGCAAGAUGAGGGAAAUGGCUAGUGCUACAGGCUCAAGUAUCUUGGUGGAGGCCGAGUCAUUCCACGACUUCGGUGGAUGGACGCUGGACUCACAAUUCGAUCUUGAGAUGGGCUCGCCUUAUCUACUGGCUCAUGGCUAUGGCAAACCAGUUGCGGAUGCCAUAACCACGAUCCGUGUGGAAAGUCCUGGACAUUAUCACGUCUGGGUGCGCGCAAAAGACUGGGUUCCUGACCACCACCCGGGAAGAUUUACCCUGAGCAUCAACGGAGACAAGCUCAACACGGAGUUUGGCGCCAAUGGCUUGGACUGGAACUGGCAGGCAGGAGGUUCUGUACGGCUUCCUCGUGGCGAGACAAAGCUCAUACUGCACGACUUGACUGGUUUUUCUGGUCGUUGUGACGCGAUAUAUCUCAGCACUGACAUCAAGCCACUACCUGAGGGAGCGAGUGAGGCUACAAGAACGUGGAGGCGUCAACUUCUCGGGCUGCCGGAUGAGCCUGUUAAUCUCGAGCCACCAUUUGACGUUGUGGUCAUUGGAGGCGGCGUGACAGGGGCUGCCGCUGCUCUAACCGCGGCUCGACUCGGAGAUCGUGUCGCUCUCGUCCAAGAUCGCCCCGUCCUGGGAGGCAAUGCCAGUGUGGAGAUCGGUCUCAGACCACGCGGCGUAUGGGGACCCCUCAUCGAAGAGCUGGCGGAUCGUCAUCCUGACGGUGAUCUGCUUGCAAAAUCUCUCCUUGAUUCCGAACCAAACGCAACCCUAUUCCUUGAACAUUCAGUGUACAAUGCUACCACUGCGAAGUCCAAGAUUAUAUCAAUCGAUGCACGCCAUGCACGCACUGGGCGAGAGUUACGCCUCUCUGCUGCAACGUUCAUCGACUGCUCAGGACGAGCUCUGUUCGGGCACUAUGCAGGUGCAGAUACUCUCUUCGGUCAGGAAUCAAGGGCUGAGUUUGGCGAGGAUCUCGCGCCAGAGGAGCGCGUAGAGGAGCACCAUGGAAAUACGCUUUUCUUCCGAACACGAAUGGCAAACUUACCAGUCUCUUUCCCUACCAUGCCAUGGGCUACGGAGGUAGCGAAGGACUUCAGUGACCUCCGUGGUCAAUUGACAAAACCUGGUAUCGAUAAUGGGGAUGGUCCGCGGGUAACGCAAAAGAACUCUCAACCCAGUACUAAAGUUCGUAGGCGAAUGCUGGGCCCCAUGACUCACUUUUGGGAGUAUGGACAACAGCUUGAUCCUUACACAAACGGCGAGCACAUUCGAGAUCACCUACUACGAGCUAUCUACGGCACAUUUUCGAACGUGAAGACAAUGGAGCCUGUGAAAUACGCCAACCUCGACUUCGAGUGGAUCGCUUUUGUUGCUGCACAAGGAGAGUACCGACGGUAUCAGGGGGACUACAUCCUCACUGAAAGUGAUAUCCGGGGGCAUAAGUACUUCGAUGAUGCUAUUGUGCUCAAUGGAGGUGCUUUCUGCCUACACUAUCCAGGCCAUGAGAAGUAUUCAUUUCGCCUAAAGGACUGGGAGUGGGACGAACGAGACGGCAAGAACUACGCUAUUCCGUUCCGCUGUCUUUAUUCGCGGAACAUUACAAAUGUCAUGAUGGCAGGCAAACACCUUAGCGUCACUCACGUUGCUGGAUCUUCGACUAAGUUCAUGGGAAAUGGCGGGCAGCACGCUAUUGCUACUGCGGCGGCAGCCCACCUGUGCAAAAAGUAUCGCACUGAUCCUAGAGGCAUUUGCAAGAGUCACAUGGCUGAGCUCCGGCGAGUUGUCAGAAGAAUCACCCAUAUGGACUGCGGUGUGCCUGACAGCAGUUUGUGACUCGAUGAAC